This is a messenger RNA of Ostertagia ostertagi, 990 nucleotides long. Lineage: Eukaryota; Metazoa; Nematoda; Chromadorea; Rhabditida; Trichostrongylidae. The record is from the annotation of a GenBank genome assembly.
AUGGCAACCCCUUCCUCCACAUUUAUUUUGUUACUAUUAAUUGCCUGCUGCUGUCAAAGCGCAGCCACAGCGCAGUCAUCACCCGCCGACAGCAUUGCGCGUCUUCAACUUUUUCAAACCAUCCGGUCAGGAGAUGCUGUCAAACUGGAAUCGAUGCUGCAGAACGGCGCCAAUCCAAACGCUGUUAUGGGUGACUAUUCAGCAUUGAUGGCGGCAGCACUCAGCGGUACCGCGGAGGAGAUGACGGUGCUGAUCAAUCACGGCGCCGAUGUCAACUACGCUAAUAAAGACGGUAUAUCUGCUAUCUGGCUGGCAGUGCCCGACCGCGGCAAAACCACCCUGCUGAUGGGCAAAGGCGCAAAUGUGCAGCAACGGUCCCGCGAAGGCAACACAGUGCUGGUAAAACUGGCUUCCAUACCGGGCAGUGCCGGCUUGCUGCAGUUAUUGAUUGCGGCAGGUUGCGACCCACAAAAGAGCGGGAUUGCCAAUGAUAUAAUGUUUAACGCAGCUGCAUCCGGCGAUACUGCAGUUUUGGGCCUGCUUAUCCGCCAUGCUGUGAGUGUCAGCGACACCUGUUCUUUUGGGGAUUAUCCCAUCAAUGCCGCAACCAAUUACCGCACAUUUGAAACACUUAAAAUGCUGGUAGAACAUGGUGCUGCAGUGAAUGUAAGCCCGGCACACGGCAUUCUGCCAUUAUUUAUUGGUAUGACACCGUUGAUGUGGGCAGCGGUCAGCAAUGACAAACCAUCGUUUUAUUAUUUGCUGGAACAUGGGGCAGAUGCCAAAGCCAAAUCACCGGGUGGCUACAGCACACUGAUGUUUUUAGCCAUGGCUGAUGCAGAUGAUCCCAAAAUGACGCAGGCUUUGAUAGACCAUGGCGCAUCACCGGCAGACAAAGCGCUUGAUGAAACAGAUGCACUGUACCAUUUCAAAUUACGCGGUAAUACCCCCUCGGUUGAACUGCUUACAAAAACCCUUAUAAAAAAAUAA